AUGGCUACCCUUACUGUCGCUGCCAAGGCUCCAUUUAUAGCCUACUCCGCUAUCAUUGCUGCGGAGAUCGUGAACUCUGACUCCGACAAAGCUGUCACUGUCGAAUUUGUUGACGACAAGAACGUCGAGAAAGAUGCCACUGUCAAGUACACUGACGGUGGAAACUUCGUCACUGGUGAUGUUGAGGUCCUUUCCCAAUUAACCUCUGCUGCCCCCACCUUGGUCAACCCUGAAGGCGCCAGUACUUGGGUUAGCUUUGCUUUUGAGAAAUUGGCCAACAAGAACUUCAAGGCUUUGGCUACCGACUUGGAGAAGUUGGAUGCUCACUUGAACUUCAGAUCCUUCAUUGUGGGCCACUCCCUUUCUAAUGCCGAUGUGGCCAUCUGGGGUGUCUUGAGAGCCAACGCUGUCAUGGGCUCCGUGCUCAAGAACGAGGUCUACGCCAAUGUCUCUAGAUGGUACAACUUCAUCGGAUCCGACUCCAGAUUCGACUCUGUGGCUGAGAAGACUACCAAGUCUGUCAAUGAGUUGAGAAAGGCCGUGAAGGCCGCUUCUGGUGCCAAGAAAGAGUCACACAAGGCUAACUUCGAGAUUGACUUGCCUAACGCCAAGAUCGGUGAGGUUGUGACCCGUUUCCCACCAGAGCCCUCUGGAUACUUGCACAUCGGACACGCCAAGGCUGCCAUCUUGAACGAGUACUUUGCUCACGCCUACAAGGGUAAGUUGAUUAUCAGAUUCGAUGAUACCAAUCCUACCAAGGAGAGAGUUGAGUUCCAGGACUCCAUCAUUGAGGACUUGGCUUUGCUCGGUAUCAAGGGUGACCAAAUUACCUACUCUUCCGACUACUUCGACAAGAUGUACGAGCUUGCGCUCACCUUGAUCAAGGAAGGCAAGGCUUACUGUGAUGACACUCCACAGGAGAAGAUGAGAGAGGAGAGAAUGGUUGGCGAUGCCUCCGCUAGAAGAGAGAGAACUGUCGAGGAGAACUUGAAGAUCUUCACCGAGGAAAUGAAGAACGGUACCGAGGAGGGCUUGAAGAACUGUUUGAGAGCAAAGAUCGACUACAAGGCCUUGAACAAGGCUUUGAGAGACCCUGUCAUCUACAGAUGUAACUUGACCCCGCACCACAGAACAGGCUCUCAGUGGAAGAUCUACCCAACAUACGACUUCUGCGUGCCUAUUGUUGACUCCAUUGAGGGUGUUACCCACGCUUUGAGAACCAACGAAUACAGAGACAGAAACCCACAAUACGAGUGGUUCUUGAAGGCUUUGAACUUGCGUCACGUCGACAUUUGGGAUUUCGGUAGAGUGAACUUCAUCAGAACUCUUUUGUCGAAGAGAAAGUUGCAAUGGUUUGUUGACAAGGGCUUUGUCGGUAACUGGGACGACCCAAGAUUCCCAACUAUUAGAGGUGUGAGAAGAAGAGGUAUGACCGUCGAGGGAUUGAGAAACUUUAUUCUCUCCCAGGGUCCUUCCAAGAACAUCAUCAACAUGGAGUGGUCUACUAUUUGGGCCAUGAACAAGAAAAUCAUCGACCCAGUUGUCCCAAGACACACUGCUGUGGAUGCUAAGAAUGCAGUCAAGGUGCAGCUUUCCAACGGUCCUGCUGAACCUUACACUGAAGACAAACCCAAGCACAAGAAAAACGCCGACAUUGGCUUGAAGAAGGUCAUUUUCUCCAAGAAUUUGUUGGUGGACCAGGCUGAUGCUGCUACCUUCGCUGAGGGUGAGGAGGUCACCUUUAUGGACUGGGGUAAUGUGAUCAUCAAGAAGAUCAACAAGGAGGGCGAUGUCGUUUCUUCCAUUGACGCUGAGUUGCACUUGGAAGGUGACUUCCGUAAGACUGAGAAGAAGGUUACGUGGCUUGCUGAUACUGAUGACAAGAUCGAGGUUGAGAUCCACGACUUUGACCAUUUGAUCACUAAGGACAAGUUGGAGGAGAACGACAACUUCGAGGAUUUCAUCACUGAAAAGACCGAGUUUGUGUCUACGGUGUAUGCUGACGUGAACGUCAGAUCUCUUAAAAGAGACGACAUCAUCCAAUUUGAGAGAAAGGGUUUCUUCAAGGUUGAUGAGAGUCUUAAGGAAGGUAAGGUCGUGAUGUUCACCAUUCCUGACGGUAAGAAGAAAUAG
This is a messenger RNA of Candidozyma duobushaemuli, 2133 nucleotides long. It is a transcript of the gene GUS1, whose product is annotated as glutamate--tRNA ligase. Bases 1 to 2133 code for a protein of 710 amino acids. The record is from RefSeq and is a predicted model, not a curated record. Gene Ontology annotation, biological process: translation; glutamyl-tRNA aminoacylation. Gene Ontology annotation, molecular function: ATP binding; glutamate-tRNA ligase activity. The transcript has a single exon. Lineage: Eukaryota; Fungi; Ascomycota; Pichiomycetes; Serinales; Metschnikowiaceae. Gene Ontology annotation, cellular component: cytosol; cytoplasm; methionyl glutamyl tRNA synthetase complex.